AAGGCACUGACUUUUAGCAGACGGCAGUCCAGACCGUUGAGGGAACAACAGAAGUUGUGGUUAAUUGUUAAGUUAAAUUUUGUCACAAUGUCUUUCAAAAAGGACCUACACCUUCUUCUACGACCUUACUAUUGGGUCAAUAUUCUGUUGAGUCUCUCAUAUGUUACUGCGAAAAAGCUCCCUUUCUUUUGCACCCUCGUAUUUCCUGCAGCUGAAUGUGAACUAGAUUCCAGGGAGUCAGAAAUCCUCUUCUUUCUGAUGAUUGUUGUGAUGCUGAGGACAAGAAAAGCUGGCAGUGUUACGAUGAUAAAUUAUUUGUCGGCUAGCUUCAUCUACGCCAAGGUGGCUAAUGUCAUUUUGUGGUUCUAUGCUGAUAUUCGCCUGGGUAUUGGUUACUCGGUUGUGUUUGUUUUAUGCUCAUUGAUUCUGCCCGAACCGACUUACUCCGGUCCAGAGAGCAUUACUUAUUUCCGCACUGUGGCUGGACUUGAGGAAGAACUGGAGAGUGACAAACGCGUGACAUGGAUUAUUGCCUUCUAUACUGCAUGGAACCCAGCAUGUGUCAACUUUGCUCCUGUGUUUGCUCAAAUUUCCCACGAGUAUCAUUUGGACAAUUUGAAGUUUGGCAAAAUUGACAUUGGGCGCUAUCCAGAUGCUGCCUCAAAAUAUAGGAUUCAUGACGGUGCCACCUCACAACAGCUUCCUACUGUCAUUCUUUUUACUGAAGGAAAGGAGUCUCUUCGGCGCCCUACCUUUGACAACAGCAAUAAACUUGUUCGCUUCUUUUUCACUGAGGACAACAUCAAGCUUGCCUUUGAUCUUAACAAUCUGUACCAACAAUGUAAAGCGAACCCCUUAAAGAAGAAGCUGGAGGCCAAGAAAGGAACUGGACACCACAAGACUGAUUGAAAUCUUCUUUACUGUUUGUCCAUCGAAGAUAGGUUUCUCAUCCCCUUCCUGGCAUGAUUAGAAGGACAUGAGUAUGCCAACUUUUUUACUUCAUAAAAAUUUUGUGUCCCUUUGACUCUGGCACAUGACAUUCCUCUUAGCUGUCCAAUUUCUAACCAUUUUUGUAAAUUUUUACUGAGAAUAACAACACCAAAAAACACUGCCAGUUACAUUUUUUACAUAAAACUUGUGAUAUUAUUGCUGGCAACAAAUAAAUUUUGUGUGUUUUUGUGAGGAGAGGGGCCCUUUCUCUCAUGGUGUCUUCUAAAUAUUAUAAAAGCAUGUCUGGUGAAAAAAUUUCAUCUUCAGAUGCACCUUUUGAAUAUUCUUUUUUCCCCUUGGAAUCAAAGUGUAUGUUCACUUCUGUAAGACAAAGGCCUGGCUGAUAUUUAAUAGUAUGUUCAUACACCAUCUUGGGAGUUGGCACAAAGUCAUAAUAUCAAUGAAUCUCAGGUAGCAAGCUAGAUGAAUGCAACAUUGUCAGGUACUAAGAUAUGUAGCAGUAUUACAGGUUGUUUUGUUCCCUAAAAUAUAGGUAGAAGCAGUGAAGGAAUAGUUCCAACAAUUCCUAGAUUGGUCUCCUAUGAUGGACAUUAAAUCUCUGAUAGUUGAUAUAUGAAAAUAUGGGAUGUAUCUGUGAAGUAUGAAGCAUUGGUAUUCUUGUCUGGUUUCUUGAUUUUCUCAGAAAAACCAUGUUUGUGAUGUUUCUUUUGCAUUUACUCAUUAGUCAACGGUUGUGUUGAAAACACUGCCAUAAUUCAAUUACUGGUCAUUUUCGCUUUUGCUUAAGUAGUUACUGUGGUUAUUGUUUUGUGCGUAAGUUUUAGAUUUGUAUUGAAUUUGUACAUUUGCAUGGUUUUAGUAAAAGACUUUAGGGUAACACGUUAUUAUUGUUGCGACAUUGAUCUUUGAGACUUUCAUAAUGUUCGCUUUUAUGUAAUAGUUACCAUGAAAAAAUGAAUUUUAUUUGUGUGAAUAAAAUAAUUUGUGAAAA
Messenger RNA from Thrips palmi, 1942 nucleotides. Its product is annotated as thioredoxin-related transmembrane protein 2 homolog. The transcript has 5 exons. Gene Ontology annotation, cellular component: membrane-bounded organelle. The coding region runs from base 88 to 909 and encodes 273 amino acids. NCBI's taxonomy places the organism in Eukaryota, Metazoa, Arthropoda, Insecta, Thysanoptera, Thripidae. Gene Ontology annotation, molecular function: disulfide oxidoreductase activity. The record is from RefSeq and is a predicted model, not a curated record.